Molecule: messenger RNA, 4772 nt
Organism: Cottoperca gobio
Lineage: Eukaryota; Metazoa; Chordata; Actinopteri; Perciformes; Bovichtidae
Product: carboxy-terminal domain RNA polymerase II polypeptide A small phosphatase 1-like
Exons: 6
Coding region: 88-3234 (1048 amino acids)
Molecular function (GO): RNA polymerase II CTD heptapeptide repeat phosphatase activity
Source: RefSeq, a predicted model, not a curated record
UUGGUCUUGGACUCGGCAUGAUCCGGAACCAAUGCAUGGAGUAAACACUUUGGACUAACACAAUCCAGACUGAGAAAUCAUUUCCUGAUGUAUUUGGAAAACUCUGAGCAAAGUAAAGUCUCCGGGGAAGGGGAGCCGUCUACUCGGGCCAUGCUUGCUGAACAAUGCCAGGUUCCUAAAUUAACAGAAGUUGCCGAUUUAACCAGCCUUUCAAAGGGUGCUGAUCUUGGCAUACAGGGCCUUGUGGAAUAUACUGAGCAAACUGUUGUGAGCAGAGAAAUGGACCCUUCUAUCCUUUGCGUGGAACAUUGCAACACGGAUAGAGAUGAGACUGAAUCCUAUAGCAAUGGACACUCUGAGGGCUUUGAGCAAUACUCAGACGGAUUUUUUGAAACGGACCAGAUCCUUGAUCACUGUCAGACUUCGGGGUUAAGCCAACCAUUUGACGACUGCGAGUGUUUUAAACCUCACAAGUCCUCUGAACACUGUGCUAAUCAUAGUUUAGCUUGCAAAUGUAGUUCUUGCUGUGAACACUGUGCACAACACCUCCAAUUAUUUCAGCAAUGCAAGCCCUCUGCCCAACAGUUUGAGUCUUUUGACUUUGAGCCAGAUACAUUGGCAGUGAACUGUGACAGUUUUGGGCAGUGUGAAAUGUCUAAUUUCACACCUGAAUGCACAGAUCACCUGGAGUUCCUGCAACAGUACGAGCCUUCUGAUCAGCAGUGUGAGUGCUCUGACUCUGAGCUAGACACAUCAACAGAGGACUCUCAGCAAUGUGAAAUGACUGAUGGUUUCACACCCAACAUCUCUGACUCUGUGGACUUAUUGGACUGUGGCACUGAACUUUGUGAGUAUGAUGAAUGCACCAACGAUAGUGAUGAAGAGAGCUGUCCACCUGAACAAGAGGGCGAGCAGAAUGAAACGGAGCCUAUUGAUGACGAGCCCUGCACUUUAUCAGAGGAUGUAAACUCUGCACAUUUCGAAACACCUGUUCAUGUUUAUUUUGAUGACCAUGAAGAUGUUGCCUCUUCAAGCGAAUGCUGUGAUAUACACCAGCUCACUGAGGAAAACUCUCCGCAAGCCACUGCAUUAGACCUGUCCACAGAUCACUGUGAAAUGGAUUACUCUGAAACAAACCAACAAGGUGCUACUUCAGAGCAGUGUUCUGAUCAGACCUCCGAGUUUAGCACCGAAGACGGUUCCUCAGAUUGCUCUUCUAUUGAAACCAAAUCCUUUAAGACUUGUCCUGACGACAGCAUUUCUUCAAAUAACUGCUCUGUUUCUUCUGGGGACUCCGAAAAAGAAACUCAGGAAGACUCCAGUGAUGAGCAAACGCAGUGGGAAUCCUUUGAAGAUGAUGACGAAAUGGAGCAAAACAAUAUUAACGGAAGUAAUGAGGAUAAAAAUAAAACCCCCACGGCUGAUAUUAUUAUUGAGGAUUACUUUGAUUUAUUUGACAGCGGCGACUAUCACGGAAACGCGUUUGCACAAAAGCAACGUUACAUCUCGUGCUUCGACGGGGGAGAUAUCCACCACCGCCUCCAUCUUGAAGAAGUUGAAUCCGAGGGGCAGAAACUUUCCUAUAAAUGUAAAGAAAUCAAUGAGGAAAUUCAUGAGGAAACGGAUACAUGUCUUGAUGCUCCUGACGAAGAAUAUGAAGAUACUUAUGAGGAAGAUGCAAGUCAGAGAGAUGAGUCCUCUUCAGAGUCAGAGGAACAACCAGAAGACUGGAUUGUAGAAUCAGAAUCAAGUUUAGCAGGCGAUGAAGUUGAAGAAAAUGAAUCGGAAGCUCAUGGCCUUUAUUCAGAGAAUUGUGAGGAAGCAGAGGAAGAUGAGGACACUGUGUUUGAUGGCCAUGUGUCUGAAAUCUGUAAUAAUAAUGAAGAAGAAGAAAAUGAAGAUUAUGUAGAAGAAGAAGUCUGCCUGUCCUCUGGUAAUGAGGAGAGUAUGAGUGCGCCAUGUUCAGAGGACAUCUCUGUCGAAGGUGAUGCUUAUGAAGAUGAAGUCUCUUUUGCUCAUAAUUAUGAAUCUCUUUAUACCAUUGAACAUUUACAGACAACUGUUGUUGUUACUGAGCCUGAAGACAAAGUAUUUAUUGCAUGUUCAGAAAUGGAGCCAUAUUGGUCACUCGUAGAGCAGGAGGAAUAUGGAGAAAUGUGUGAGCCAGGCGUUGAGGAAUACUACGCAUAUCAGAUUAAAAGCCUUCCGUCAUCUGUUAAACAAACCCUGAAUGGAUUUAUUAUGGACGGAAGAUUGUACAAUCAGGUAAUCCAUAGGGAUGAUUCAAGGAAUGAAAGAGAAGAUGCUCUUUUGUCCCUGAAGGAGUUACAGGCUUACACAGAGGAGUUCGACGCAGUCCAACUUGGAUUAACUGACGUUGAACUGAGUGAGAAUUUAGCCACCGGCUCUGUUGUGGAAAAAACAACCAACAAACAAACUCCAGAAUCUGGCAAUGAAUGUGGAUUCAGUGACAUUUCAAGAGUAAUCCAACCUACUUUAGAUCUUAUUCACAGUGUUUCACAACUUGCAAAAAAGGAGUACAAGCUGGUCACAGGGACCGAGGAAAACAAGGCCACCGAAGAAGGCACGGAUUCAGAAGAGGAGCAGAGUGACGAUGAAUCCUCUGAGCCUUGUGAAUGCGAGUACUGCAUUCCACCAAUAGAGGAGGUUCCAGCGAAACCGCUGCUCCCACGGAUGAAAUCGAAUGAUGCAGGGAAGAUCUGUGUGGUCAUUGAUUUGGAUGAAACACUAGUGCAUAGUUCAUUUAAGCCAGUGAACAAUGCUGAUUUUAUCAUUCCAGUGGAAAUUGAUGGAACAGUUCACCAGGUGUAUGUGUUAAAGAGACCCCACGUUGACGAAUUCCUCAAGAGGAUGGGAGAAUUGUUCGAGUGCGUCUUGUUCACAGCAAGCUUAUCAAAGUACGCCGAUCCUGUGUCGGACCUGUUGGACAAGUGGGGGGCCUUCCGGUACCGUCUGUUCCGGGAGUCGUGUGUCUUCCACAAAGGGAACUACGUAAAAGACAUGAGCCGUUUAGGAAGAGACCUCAACAAGGUCAUCAUCAUCGAUAACUCCCCGGCCUCCUACGUCUUCCACCCCGACAACGCAGUUCCUGUAGCGUCCUGGUUUGACGACAUGUCAGACACCGAGCUCCUUGAUCUUAUCCCCUUCUUUGAGAGACUAAGCAAAGUGGAGGACGUCUAUGAAGUUCUCCAGCAGCAGAGGACUUCGAGUUAACGGAGGCAGGACAAUAGGAUGAAAAUAAUCAGCAGCAGCUGUCAUCACGGGGCCACGGAGGCUGGUGGGCCACAGGCUCCACGCUGCUUCCAACUACAAGGACCACACUGCAAAUAGUGCCUCUCAUUUAAUCUCGUAUUCUUACAGUAUAUUACAUACAAAACGUUCAAAUAAUCUUCCAGCAGGGUUAGGUACUUCAGCAUUGAAAGUUAUCUAAUCCAAACAUUUCUUUUUCUUUUUCUUUUGUAAUGCUAGAUAAAGACUGGACAUGAGAUUGAAUGACUUGUGUAGAUAUCCUUUGCAGUGCAGAUACUGUGUUGCUGUUCUGUUGUGCUGCAAACCUAGAUUGUGUGAACAGCUGUUCAGUGCUAUUCUACACAUGAACCACGGCAGUCAUUUUCAUUUCACAUCAUGUGUAAUAGUAUUGGAAGCUCUUGCACAGAAUUUAACACGUCAUUGAAGACUGUUUCUUAAACCCCAUUAACUUCUUUUUUGUUUUGCCUAAAAUGGCCAAAUGUGUAUGUAGUAAAAGACAAUCAUUAACUUUAGAGAAUUUUGGUUUAAUAUUUUCUAUAAAAUGUUGUUGCACAUUACAAAACACACGUUUUUGAUGUGCUCCAAAUACUGUGCACUUACUGUAUGCAUGUUGUAUGAUGACGUUGAUCCAAUCUUGCAAAGUGAAGCGAUGGAGUUCCUUUUUAAUUCAUUUUUUUAUAUUUUUACCUCCAAUGGCCUUAAUACACCAUCUUAGUUUGUGGGAGGAAUUUGGAUCUAAAAACAUAACGUAUACUUCAGCUUUUGCCUUAAGAUCAAAAAGAAACUGGAACAGUAAUCAUGGAAAUCCACCUCCAUUGACCCUCCAUCACUACUUUACAGAUGGGUCAGGUUGGAUUAUUAAUAUGACUGGCAUCUAAUCAUAAAUGUGUAAUAACCCUUUUAUAUGUUGUGUUUAUGCCCAGUCCGGUCACACGACACCCUGAUCCUAUUAUUCAUUAGUUCACCUCAUCCUUGCAUACCCACACAUCUUUCUAAAGCUCAAUAUAAGACCUAUGGAAUCAGCAGCCUUCAGAAACCCGAUUGCACACUGAUCGGACCUUUCACACGCAGAGACUCGCCACAGCAGAAAUGGGGAUAUUAUUGCGUCGAUCAGGAUUUUAGGCAAUUAUUUAGAUUUGUUUUUAAAUUAAUUUUACCUAAUGUUUUCUUUUUUUGAGUUUUCAGUGGAAUUGGCCACCACAGUGUGCGGCCCAUCAAUAUUACAAUAGCGUUCAUGUUGCAGGAGGAGGCUGUAACCUGCUACGGCAACUUCCAUCCGUUUGGUUUGAAAGCACACUUUGAUCGGUAAACCUUUCUGUGUAAAACAUUACUGGGGGGGGGGGAUUGUUCUGCCGUAUCGAGCUGUAAAUACAUUUUUGUGGACAAACUUGUGUCAGACGUGUUGGAGCUGUCCUGGUUUACUUUCACUCAGUGUGUGUGUGUGUGUGUGUGUGUGUGUGUGUGUGUGUGUGUGUGUGUGUGUGUGUGUGUGUGUGUGUGUG